GUUACAGGUGCAAAUAAGGGCAUUGGACAUGGAAUUGUGGAAACCCUGGCACGACAUUUUGGCGACUCCUCCGAAUGGCACGUCUAUCUGACUGCUCGGAAUGAGAAAUUGGGUAGGGUGGCAGUCGAUGGGUUGCGCGACCAGGGCCUCUCUGUCUACUUCCAUCAACUUGAUAUCACAGACCCGCAAAGCAGGCAGCGGCUGAGAAGGCAUGUGCAGGAAACCUACUCCGAAGGCAUUGGCAUCCUGAUAAACAAUGCGGGAAUCGCGCCAGCGGGACCAACGCUGGCAGAUGAGGCAAAGGAAACACUAGCCACCAAUUAUUUUGGAACAAUGGCUAUGUGUCGCGAAUUCUCGCCCCUAAUGGCCAAAAACUCCAGAGACUCUGAAUUUGGGGACUGUCGGGAGAAAGGUUGGCCCGAUUCGGCAUACUUGGUUUCAAAGCUCGGCAUUACCAAGGGAACCUUUAUUCUUGCAGAAGAAUAUAAAGAUGAUCCGCGUCACAUUCUUAUUAAUGCAGUAAGAGUGUUUUGUUCUGUCUUGUGA
Messenger RNA from Dibothriocephalus latus, 546 nucleotides. The record is from the annotation of a GenBank genome assembly. Lineage: Eukaryota; Metazoa; Platyhelminthes; Cestoda; Diphyllobothriidea; Diphyllobothriidae.